AUGCGUUGGAGCGAACAGAUAACACAAGACUUUGUCAAAAUGUACUUAAAAUACGAUUGCUUGUGGAAUACGAACCAUCCUGAUUAUAAAUUGAGACAGCGAAGAGAUAAGGCAUAUUCCUCGUUAUCAGCAGAAUUUAAAGCAGUUUCCAAAAUUUCACUCACAACUACUGAAAUAAAAGUCAAGAUAAAGAAUCUGAGAUCUACAUAUAUGCAAGAAGUGAACAAAGUGUUCCAGAAAUCUAGCCCUGAUUGGAUAUACAAACCUUCACUGGUGUGGUUUGAGGACAUGGAUCGUUGCCUAAAACACACCUAUGUACGGCGAUCGACUUCAAAUUCUAAUAUACAACAAGGACCUGAGGUUGAUUCAUCCUGUCAAAUUUGGGUGAACCAAAUGGAUGCAAAUCUUAAAGAGGAACUCGAUCCUGAUCCACUUAUUCCAAAAGAUAAUUACUGUGACUCCCCAAGGCCAGAAGAAUCUAACCAAGAUGAUUCAGAGACAUUACUCCCACCAAAAAAAUCGAAAAAGAAAAAACAAAUGAAGUCAAUUAUUUCAGACAAUUCGGAAAUCACAAAAGAGGAUGAGUUUGACAUUUUUGGCAAAUACAUAGCAGCUCAAUUAAGAAGCAUGCACCUGCACAAAGCCCUUCGGUUGCAGCUAGAAAUACAUGGCUUGGUGAAUGAAGCGAGGGUUUCUGAUAAUAAUGACUAG
Messenger RNA from Leptosia nina, 711 nucleotides. The record is from the annotation of a GenBank genome assembly. NCBI's taxonomy places the organism in Eukaryota, Metazoa, Arthropoda, Insecta, Lepidoptera, Pieridae.